This is a messenger RNA of Camellia sinensis, 588 nucleotides long. Lineage: Eukaryota; Viridiplantae; Streptophyta; Magnoliopsida; Ericales; Theaceae. The record is from RefSeq and is a predicted model, not a curated record.
AUGCCUCCUCCGCCUCCACCAGUACAAAAUGAACUAAAUAACAAUGACAUAAUCAAUCUGACCCAGAAGUUUAUGAAAAUGAAACCGCCAACGUUCUUGGGUGGGAUUGAACUAUUGAAAGCUGAGACAUGGUUACUCAAAGUGGAAAAACCAUAUAAAGUCUUUCCCUGCUCCGAGACUCAGAAGGAGAUCUUCUACGACAAGUAUUUCCCUCAAUGUUUUCUGGACCGAAAAGUUUCUGAAUUUCAAGAACUCAAGCAAGGCAAUAUGUCAAUCGCUAAAUAUGAAGCUAAGUUCACCGAAUUGGCCCAAUUUACUCCACACAUGGUGGAUACCGAUUAUAAAAAGGCACAAAAAUUUGAAGGAGGCUUGACUUUGGAAGUGUUUGACCGGAUUGGCGUCUUACCUACCUAUGUGGAAGUAUUAGACAGAGCUUUGAUGGCGGAAGCUACCUUAACAGCUAUGAAGCAAAGCAAGGCCCCAACAACAACAGAAUGGAGAGGUAAGAGGUCGAGGAACAAGUUUAGAAAGGGCAACACCUUUGGAAGUAAAAAGCAAAACACUGGAUCCUCCAAUAGCUCUAGUUAG